AUGAAGCCGUCCUUGGCUCCGGGUGUACGGCUUUUUACAUCCAUCUCUCGAGAUGCAUGGUAAGUUUUUAUUGUUUAUCAUUGUUUAUGCCGCUAAUAUCACCGCUAACAGCUGGAGAAAAGACGCGCACCACAGGCGAGAGAGCCGAAGGAUUACCAGACAUGUUUACUUGGCCUUCCUCCAUGCUGAACAGGACUGCUCUUAGAAAUAAAAAUACCUAUUUAGUCAAUCUGUCUAGAAGUUUCCCCAUACAGACAUUUUUCUAUAUAAGUGUCACUUUGCACACUGGCAAAGGACAUUCAUCAUUUGACUUUUUGCAUGACAUCCAACAUAAAUGACAUUUGCCAACACAUAAGGGUUUAAUUGUAAUACACUGAUCCUGCAAUAAACAGCUAAUGCAGCAUUUGAGGGAUUUGCUAAUUAAGAUGGCUGAAUGGUAAUGAUAACAUGAACCCAAAUCCUACUUCACGGUCUGAGGAGUUUAGCAGAAAAAUACAGAGAUUAGCCACGGCCAUUUUUUUUUACUGGUGAGCAACCAUUUUAGCAGUAAAUUAACAGUAAAGUAAUGUAAAACAGCAACUGGCCAAACUAAGACAGCUCACAGACAGCAAAAUCUUUUAUGAGAAUUGAAUGUUAGAUUAUUAGGACAUGCAUACUUGUACAUCUACAGCUAAGGCGCUUUGCUUUGAAGUAGAGUCUUUAAUUCAAAGAUAAAUAAACAGUAUUUUGUGAUUACGUGUUUACCUUAUAAAUUUGAUCUCUCUAAUCAUUGCAGGUACCGGAGUUUCAUUUUCUUCCACACCUACCUCAUCUACACAGCGUACCAUCUGUCACGGAAACCUGUCAGCAUUGUUAAGGUGACUUCUGUGGACACUUGACAAGUAGAGGCCAAAAGCUGCCUACAAAUUAUCUUCGAAAUUUAAUAAGAAAUCAUGAAAAAGUCUCAAGUUCAAGUUUUGAGCAUAAGUAGAAGACAACAGUGUGUAAUCCACAAUCUCUUGGUGAGGAAGUUAGCUGGUUUUAAGGCCCCUCUCAUGAUUGUUGGGUCUCCUAGAAAGACACUAUGAGGGGCCACACACUGUAUGUCUUAAGUAGUCCUUGUACAUGUGGAGUAUAGAACUGGGCGGGGAUAUUCCAAACAGGAUCAAGAAUGUUUGGUUAUGGUUGUAGUCUUCUGUUUUCAUUAACUACAAUGCAACAUUUAACAUCAGAGGACUCCUGCAUGUUUGUCAUGCCCCUGCAAAAUAACACGAGUAUCUAGAUAUGCAACAAUCCAUUCAAACACUUUCCUUUACAUGUUUGUAGCUGAUCUGUCUGUAAUCUGCUUCCCUCUCCGAUAGAGUCAGCUUCACAGAAACUGCUCGAACGUCAUUCCUCCAGCAGACCUCAACAUCACCAACAAUGCUACCUGGUGUAACUGGGCGCCCUUUGGUAAGUAGUUCAGUCGUUGUGAAACAUAUUGUUAUGACUUGGCAUCUCAGGGGUUUGGAAUACCACAAGUUGACAAUAUGAGUCUUUGAUUAAUGAUGAACUAUUCUUAGAAACCUUGUUUUUCAGAGUCAGGGUCUGACCGAAAGUAUCAAAUCAAUUGUGGUUGUAGAAGAUUUUUUGGUAUUUUAAUUAAAGGGAUAUUACAGCGUAAAAUUAAUUUAGGGUCAAACAUGAUCAUUUCUUCGUGGAAAUGCAAUCAGACCGAGAUGCUAAGGCAGAAGAACUACUGUGUCUGCAGUGCAAAAUUAUUAAUAUGAUGGUUAUUACUUCAAGGAAAUGAUAAAGUAAUGAUCAUUAAUGUUCUUCCUUGAGCUGCGUCACCCCGCAGCAGUCUGUAAUGGACUGGCCUGAGGUCUCGCUACAAACAAGUGGCUGCUGGAAGAGAGUAGGUGAGUUGUGUUUAGUCUCUUUGCUAAAGAAAUAAGGCAAAGUUAAAAAGAUGUUUGGGGGCUGUGACUAGGACCCUAUAUGUACUGUUGAUGAAGUUAGGUGCUGUUCUGAGCAUCAUUUGUGGAUAUAGAGUGGCGUUUUGGUUGAGGUUUGUUUAUGGCUCCUCAGACCGCUGUGUAUUGCUAUCCUGCGGUCGUUACUAAAGUUGGUUUAACUAGAAAAGCAAGCGGUCGGCAACAUUCAUCUCUCGAGGGGGUGUCUUACUUUGUGUUACUGUGUGUUUGACCUUAAAUUAAUUUUACGCCGGAAUAUCCCUCAAAUGUAAGAUUCAUUCAUUGUUUAAAUUAGAUGCAGUUGGUUUGUUGUGAGAAAAUCUUUAGUUAUUUGUUGAAUUGACACCUCACAAAAGAAACCCUGGCUUCAGUACAGGCACAGGUUUCUCAUUCAUGCCGUCUUUUCCUUUGCUAAGUUAUCUCAUACAGCAAAAAAAUGUUUAUUUAUAAAGAAAAAACACCAAAUAUUUCCUGUUUUUUCCCCCUCUAGACCAGGAGGACUAUCGGACCUUGUAUGGGGUCUUGGAUAACUCCUUCCUGGUUGCCUAUGCUGUUGGCAUGUAUCUCAGGUCUGACUGUCGGGGUGCUGCUUGUGAACUUUGUCUUUUUUGGAGCUGGUUAUUUUUACUGCAGUGAUUCAUAAUCAUGUGUCAUACACACAGUGGGAUCUUGGCAGAGCGCCUGCCGCUGCGGUACUACCUGAGUGUGGGGAUGCUGAUGAGUGGAUUCUUCACAAGCAUGUUUGGACUCGGUUUCUACUUGGAUAUCCACUCGUUAGGGUACUACGCCUCUGUGGAGGUAAAGACCAAUAAAUCACAGACAGACACAUUCAGUCAAAUGUCAUUGUUAGCAUUAUGUUUUGAAAACAAGUAGAGAUUUAAUAUGAUUUGACAAUUCCUGCACAGCUAAAUUUCUCUUUAUUACAGGCUAAUUUUCUUUGAAUAGAAGACAAGAAAACAGAAGAGAAACAGCUGUCCUGUCCUCAGUGAAAUCCAGUCUUCUUUCAGCUCUACAAAAAUCACUUAAUUUGCUGAAAUGUCCCUCUGUUUGCUUCACCCUGCAGGUCAUGAACGGGCUCAUGCAGACAACCGGCUGGCCAGCUGUGGUCGCUUGCUUCGGCAACUGGUUUGGAAAGGGCAAGUAUGUACCACAUGAUGGGCCUUUAAUGUCGCUAUGAGACAAAAAGUAAAUAAUGUUGCCAUAAAAGGUUGAAGUAGGUUGUUAAUAUCCGAAAUGAUUCUUAUGUCUUUUCUCUCUUUAAGCCGUGGGUUUAUCAUGGGUGUGUGGAACUCCCACACCUCCGUGGGAAACAUCUUGGGCUCCCUCAUCGCAGGAGCCUUCGUUUUGUCAUCAUGGGGGAUGUCUUUCAUUGUCCCUGGUCUCAUCAUCGCCUCGGUUGGGAUCAUCAGCUUCUUUUUCCUGAUUGAGAGUGAGUUUCUGCUCAUAGAAACCUAAACACAGAUCCACUUUGUAGAGGGGAACAAUUGUUGUUUCACCUCUGACGAUCGUCAUAGUUCAAGCUCAGUACAACAAAGGUACCCGAUCACACUUUCACUCAAAGUUUUGACUUAACCACUCUUUCCCUCUGUUCAAUCCAGGACCUGAAGAUGUGAACUGCACACCUCCUCAGCACCAUGUGAGUUAUAAACAAAAAACAAUGCAACCUUCUUGCUCAUUCUUGACAAACUACUUCAACGUAUGCAUGUCUGUGUUUAUAUCAGAUUGACCAUGAGAGCAGUGAGGUCGGGCCUUACCUGCAGACUGCGUCACACACUGACAGGACCAGUAAUAGUAACAGUAUCAUCAUCAGUGAGUCUGCAGAGCUUGUGGAGGAGCAGACUGAGGCCAUCAGCUUCUGUGGAGCUCUGAGAAUACCUGUGAGUGAAGACUAUGUGCCUGAUAUUUAUGUCUGAUUUGGUUUGUAUGUAUUUUUUCAUUUUAGAGAACUGUUUAUUAAGAGAAUGAUGAUGUUGGUAAUGUGAAUUUAUAAAGUGGCACUGUAGUCUCACUAUGAGAAGGAUUUCACAUGUUUUACCCCCUUUAGUGGUGGAAUCAUGAAUAACAAAAGCAACUGGAUGGUGUCAUUGUGAAAGUAUCAGUUAUUAGGUUAUUUAGGUUACAAAUAACACCUGUUUUUAUCUCAAUCCUGCGCUGUUUUGUCCCUAUCGGUACACCGUAGUUAAACUGCUGCAUCUUCCUGCUGCCAGCACGAUGGAAAAUAACAACACCACUGUGCUUUUGAAUGUCAGAAUGGCAAAAAUAAUGGUUUUAAGACCAUUACCUGUGAAUUGUUAUAAUUAAACACUUGGCACAGACGGGUUCCUUCAGUGUUUUCUCUGGUGGAUUUCCAGGGUGUGGUGGAGUUCUCUCUCUGCCUGCUUUUUGCCAAACUUGUCAGCUACACCUUCCUGUACUGGCUGCCUUUCUACAUCUCACGUGUUGGUGAGUAUUUCACCACAGGCUUUAUUUUUAUUUUCUGUGGAGGGAAUCAGUCAUGUAAUCCAGAGUAAUCCCCUCAUGAUUCAAAUAAUUUUUUUCAGAUUUAUGGAUUUGUUUUUCAUUUCAGCACAUUUAAAUGCAGAAGACGCAGGAGUCAUGUCCACAUUAUUUGAUGUUGGAGGAAUUGUGGGUAAGCUUUGGACCUUCCAACCAGCAGGAUAUCUUUUGCUGAUUGAUUCAAUCCAAACUUUAUCAUGGAUCAUUAAGAUGUGAAAGUGUGACAGCUCAUCUUUUAUGUUGAAAAAGUUGAAUCAUAUGAUGUGUGACUACAGGAGGCAUCACGGCCGGCCUAGUGUCUGACUACAUCAAUGGAAGAGCGACAACCUGCUUUGUCAUGUUGCUCACUGCUGCCCCCAUGGUGAAUUUCAACGCACUCACACUGAUGCUUCGUGGUUUCUUUCCAGCCUUACAGAUUUUAAUUUGUGACGUCUACUAAUUAUCAUUAUCUUUUUUUUUUUAGCUUUUCCUUUACAAUCACAUCAGACAAAGGAGCCAUGCUGCAACAAUAGGUAAGGCUACUUGGCUGCAAUGUUUUAGUAUUUUGUUGUUGUUUUUUUUGGUUGUUGUUGUUGUUAAAAAGAGACACCUAACAUUUAGGAAAAGUACUAGCUCAGGUUUAGAGUUUAUCACAGUGUUCAACUGACUUGUAAGAAAAAAUAAAUGUAAAUCUUGACUGUCUCGGGGUAGUGUCAUCCUACUAUGUCACUAUUGCACUCUCUGAAUUUCAGAGAAAGCUCUGUGCCAUGGUCAGGCUCCACCUUUGCACCACCCUUGUUGGCGAUAACAUGAGCACAAGUUGUGCUGUUUGCACGGGUGCUGGAUGUCAAAAUGACAAAACAAUGACACUUGUGUUACACACAGCACUUAGCACUGGGUGUCCCAAAGUCUUAAUGAACAGUAUUAUGUUUUUGUUUGUAGGUAUGCUGCUGGUGUGUGGAGGCCUGGUGAACGGACCAUUCGCUCUGAUCACAACUGCUGUAUCUGCUGACCUGGUGACCCUGCAGCCUCGUUUGAAACCUGUCGUUUUUCUGACCUUUUCAUCCCUGAUAAAUCAUUCACACAGUGUCUUUUAUCUUCAUUACAUGAAGUAUUUAGUGACUGAAAACAUUAAUUUUUUUGUACUUCAUUUUUUGUCACUACAGGGAACGCAUGAGUGUCUGAGAGGAAACGCCAAGGCUUUGUCAACUGUGGCCGCGAUUAUUGACGGAACUGGAUCAGUGGGUACAUAAUUAGUUCAAGAUCCAGGGUCAUCUUGCUGCUUAAUUUAAUCUGAUGAUAAUUAAUGAAAUCAGCAUCUUAGCAGCCAUAUUACUCAGUCAUGUCCCAGACAAGUUGCUACCACAGCAAGGAGGAGAUUUGCCAGGACUGUGGCAUCUUUUGCUACAGCUUAAAAGAUUUUGUCUUUUUCAAUUGCAGAGUUUAAGAGUAAUUUUACAACUACCACUGACAUGCAGAUAAAGAGGAAUAAAGCGUGACUUUAAGAAAUUCUCACAAUCUUUAGAGCAACUAAAAGUGAAGUCGGUUUUAGCCGAUGAAAGGUAAAAAGGUGGUGAAAUAUAAAAUAGACUUUUUAUAUUCCCACACUCAUGAAAAGGCCACAGUGAAGUGAAAUCUAAAUGACAGAUUUUGGCUGAAGGACAGUUCAAGAUGCAAAAUGAACCUAAAAAGAUUUUUAAAAAAGAAAAAAAAGCAUGAAUUACUUGCCACGAGUGUUUUGGAGGUGUCAGCUAUCUUGAAGGUUGUAGCCGUUGUUAUUAUUUUUGAACUGAUGAGUGUACUUUCACCAGGAGCUGCUCUGGGUCCUCUGUUGGCUGGUGUGAUCGCUCGAACAGGCUGGAACAAUGUCUUCUACAUGCUCAUCUCUGCUGACAUCUUGGCCAGCCUGGUCCGUCACUUUACUUUCACACUGAUAUCGCUCUUUUUAAUCUUUACUAUCAGAGCAUCUUCAUAUGUCAUUACUGGAUUUUAUGGUCAUUUUCUCAACACUGUGAUGUUUCUGCUGUGUCUGACACACACACUGUUUUUCUGUAGUUUUUGUCCAGGCUUGUUUAUAAGGAAGCUCAGGGCUGGUGUGGACGAGUCUGCAGAUCCAAAGGGUGAGUCUCACCCUCGGCUGCGCUCAAAAGAUUCAGAGACUAUCACUGCAUUUUGUUUAUUUAACAUCUUUUAACAUUUAAAGACCUUCACAUUUCCUUUGUAUUGAUUACUUCAUCAAUAUAUAAGUAAGAAGUGUUAAUUUCACUCAGCUGCUACCUCGUCUGAUUAGCUCAAGGGUAUUAACUGACACUAUCUACAGAGACAUUAGUGUAGCCGUUGUAUUUGAUUUCACUGCUAACUGCAUGUCUUAUAGUUAUUCCCAAAGAAACUAACCUUUAAUUUAUUCAUCUUUUAUUCCAGGCUCAAAGAAAUCUGA
Xyrichtys novacula (pearly razorfish) is the source of this 6846-nucleotide messenger RNA. The record is from the annotation of a GenBank genome assembly. NCBI's taxonomy places the organism in Eukaryota, Metazoa, Chordata, Actinopteri, Labriformes, Labridae.